AUGUCCUCAUCUGGAGGUAAAAAGAAAUUCUUAUAUUUAGGAAUAUUUAUUGGAAUUAUUCUGUUAUUAGCAACAUUAGGUGUUUCAAUUGCUGCACUAGUAACAGUAAAAAAUAAUGAAAAUUCUAAUACUAAUAAUAUAUCACCUAAUAAAGGAAGCCAAUCUUCAAUUGUACAAUUUUCAACUGUAGUUAGUAGUAAUAGUAUAUCAAUUAAAACGACAACAAUAAGUAGUAAAAACACUAAUAAUUCAAAUCAGUUAAAUAUACCAACACCAGGAACAGUAAAAAAUAACUCUAGUCAAGAAAAUGCUUAUAAAGAUGUCGUAAAAAAUCUUAAAUUAUCUGUUGAUUUAACAGCUAAUCCAUGUAAUAAUUUUUACCAGUAUGCUUGUGGAAAUUUUAAUGAUUCAAUGAGUUUUGACAAAAUUGAUAAUAAUAAUUUUAUUUUAAUGGCAACACAAAUAAAAAAAGAUAAUUAUAUUAAUGAUAAUUCACCACAACCAUUAAAAAUGUUAAAAAAAUAUUUUAACAAAUGUGUUGAUUUUCAAACAAAUCCAGGAUCGUAUUUAAAUAAUGGAAGUGUUAUAAAAUCUAUUUAUCAAAACAUUCAAAAUAAUAUAAAAACACCAUUCCCAUUAUUAAAUCAAAAAUCUAAUCAACCAUCUGUACCAUCAUCAAAUGAACUUGGUAGAGUUAUUGGUUUAAUUUCAGGUGUUUAUCAAUCUGAUACAUUUAUUACUGGAUAUACUGAUACUAAUUGGAAACAUCCUUCUAAAGGAUAUUCAUUUUUUAUUGAUCAACCAACAUUAACAUAUAGUAGUACAUAUUAUAAUAAAGUUUGGAAUUCAACUGAUUUAAAAGCUGUUCAAGGAACAAUUGAUUUAAUGAAUUCUUUAGCUAAUAUUAUUGGAGUUAAUUUAGAUCAAAAUAUUUUAUCUAAAGAUAUUAAUGAUAUAUUUAAUUUAGAAAAAAUGAUUGCAUCACAAAUGCUUACUAGUGAUGAUGUUCGUCGUCAAUAUUCUCGUUCAUAUGUUCCAAUGACUGUUUCACAAGCAACAAGAACAUUCCCAAAUUUUAAUUUUACAUCUUAUUUAAAUAAUGUUGCUGUUAGUGCAUCUGAUGAUGUUAAAAAUUACAUUAAUUCUGAUAAUUUUAAAAUUAUAAUUAUGGAAGGAGAAAGAUUAACACAAAUUAUUGAUGCUUUAACAAAUCCAUCUUCUACUAAUUAUAUUUCACCUAGAUUAUUUUAUAAUUAUAUUUAUUAUAGAGCACUUAUUCAACAAAAAGAUUGGUUCCCUAUAGAUUCUUCAUUUAAACUUAGACAACUUAAUGAUUUUGAAAAUACUAAAAAACAACUUUUUAAAUAUGAUGGUGUUAGAAGACGCCCAAAAAAUGAUAAAGUUGAACAAAAAGAUUUGUCAUAUGCUGAAAUUGCAUGUGCCUCAUAUUCAAUGGGUGAUAUUCAAUAUGCUAAUGCACGUGCUUUUGUUGAUGGAUUAUACCCAACAUCUAAUGAUCGUACAACAAUAAGACAAAAUGUUGGUAAAUUAAUAACAAGUAUUUUAUCUGGAUUUCAAAGUAUGCUUGAUGGACUUGAUUGGAUGGCACAAGAAACUAAAGAAAAUGCAUAUAAAAAAAUAAAUAAUCUUGUUAAAAAUAUUGCUUUUCCUGAUUGGAUAGCUGAUGAUAACCAACUUACUGAUUAUUACAGUAAAUUAAUAAUAAAUGAUGGUGAUACUUUUGUUGAUAUUGAACAAAAAAUAGCUGUAUUUAAUAGUUAUACUCAAUUUCAAUAUCUUCUUUUAUCACAAACAAAUAGACUUGAUUUUAGUGGACCACCAGGAACAGUAAAUGCAUGGUAUCAACCAGAAGUCAAUUCAAUUACAUUUCCUGGAGCUAUUUUACAAAGGCCAUUUUAUGAUGUAAAUUAUCCAGCAUCAAUAAAUUAUGGUGCUAUGGGAGUAAUUGCUGGUCAUGAAUUAACUCAUGGUUUUGAUGAUGAAGGUGUACAAUGGAAUGAUGUAGGAAGAUUAAGUACAUGGAUGGAUAGUCAAUCAAAAGUAAAUUUUACAAAUAUGGCUAAUUGUGUUGUCAAAGAAUAUAGUAACUUUUGUCCAUAUAAAGAUGAACCAUGUGUUGAUGGAGCUCAAACACAAGGUGAAAAUAUUGCUGAUAAUGGUGGUAUUCAUUCUGCAUGGAGAGCUUAUCAUAAUUAUGUUGCAUUUAAUGGUCCAGAUCCUCAAUUAGAUGAUCCAAUUUUUUCUCAAUUUACACAUGAUCAACUUUUCUUCUUAUCAUUUGCACAAGUAUGGUGCCAAAUUUCACCAAAUGAAGCUGAAAUGACACGUCAAAUAUUAGUUGAUCCACAUUCUCCAUCAAUUUAUAGAGUAUGGGGUACUAUUCAAAAUUUCCCAGCAUUUAAGACUGCUUUUAAUUGCCCAGAUAAUACAAAAUAUGCUCCAUCUAAUCAUUGUAAUGUUUGGGUAUCUGAUGUCAAUCCAUCAAUUGGAAUGCCAAAUAAUACAGGUUCACUUCCAGAUCUUAAUAUUCCAACUCCUGCUGUUGCACUUAAGAAUAACACAAAAUAUCAAGUAUAUUCAGAUUUAUUAGAAAAAUCUGUUGAUUUAACUGUAAAUCCAUGUGAAGAUUUUUAUGGAUAUGCUUGUGGUAAUUAUAAUGAUGAAGUUAGUUUAAAUAAAAUGGAUUUUAAUAAUUUAAUAACAAUGGCAUCAGGUUUAUCAAAAAAUAAUCCAAAUGAUCCAAUUGCUGUUCAAAAAGUUAAACAACUUUUUAACACAUGUGUUAAUUUUUCACAAAGUCCAGAUGCAAAUAAAUAUAAUGAAGAACAGGCUCAACUUCAAUAUUUAUCAAUGAAUUUUAUUAUGAAAAAAAAUGAUAUGCCAUUAUUUACUGGUAAUAAUGUUGAUAUAAAUUUAUUUAAAGAUCCAAAAAUUUUUGCUGAUAUAAUGGGAAAGAUGAAAAAUAUUUUAUCUAUUGAUACAUUUACACCAACAUAUGUAGAUACUAAUUGGAAAAAUCCUAAAGGUAAACAACCAUAUAUGGUUUAUGUUGAUCAACCAUCAUUAUAUUAUCCAUGGAAUUUUUAUACAAAUAUUACAUGGCCACAAAUUAAAAUAUCAUAUGCAUCACGAAUUCAACAAACAAUACAAAUUAUAGCUACAUUCUUUAAUAAAACAAUGCCUGAUCCAGAACAAUUAGCUAUAUUUACACAAAAAAUUAUGGAUUUUGAAAAAAUGAUUGCUUCAACAAUGAAUGUUGAUGAUACAACACGUAGACAAUAUUCAUCAAUGUAUAAUUUAUAUACAGUAUCUAAUGCUACUUCACAAUUUAAUAAUUUUAAUUUUAAAAUAUUAUUCUAUAAUAUGGCUAAUAGUGAUCCAUCAGCUGCAAUUCAUAUAGCUAAUGAUAACUAUAUUUUUUCUAUUAAUGAACCAUUAAUGCUUACUAAUGUUAUGAAUUAUAUUCAAAGUAUGACACAAGAACAAACUAAUGAUUUUGCAAAUUAUUUAUAUCUUCGUUCAUUUUUAAAUAUUAUUGAUAAUGGUUAUCUUAAUACACUUGGUGAACAAAUGUUUGGUAAUUUAUAUGCAUUUAUUGAAGAAGAUGAAAAAAUAACUAUUUAUAAACCAAUUAUUGGACGACCAAAAAUUGUAACAUUACGAAGUAUGAAUAAUUUUAUGAAAAGACAAAAUAUUGAUGAUGUAACACAAAUUCAAGUUAAUUGUGCUUCUUUAACAGUAUCUUCAAUGCAAUUUGCCAAUGCUAGAGUUUUUAUUGAUGAACUCUAUCCAACAAAAGAAGCUAAAGCAGCUAUUAAAGAUCAUGUUGGUAAAGUAGCUAACAGUAUACUUAUUGGUUUUAGAUCAAUGAUUGAUGGAUUAUCAUGGAUGCAAACAUUUUCAAAAAAAUCAGCAUAUGAUAAAAUUGAUAAUCUUGUCAAAAAUAUUGCUUAUCCAGAAUUUGUUAUUGAUGAUACACAAUUAAAUAAUUAUUAUAAUACAUUAAUAUUUGAUCCUUCAAUUAAUGAUCUUAAUGCAUAUAUGAUUGUUAUUAAUUUAUUUAAUACACAAACACAAUUAGAUUAUCUUUUAUAUACAAAUGGUACACAUAGAACUGAUUUUAAUGGACCUCCUGGAAUUGUUAAUGCUUGGUAUCAACCAGAAUUAAAUUCUAUUACAUUCCCUGCUGCUAUUCUUCAAAGACCAUUUUAUGAUCCUGAAUAUCCAGCAGCUAUUAAUUUUGGUUCAAUGGGUGUUGUAGCUGGUCAUGAAUUAACACAUGGUUUUGAUGAUGAAGGUGUACAAUGGAAUGGAUAUGGUGAACUUAAUCCAUGGAUUGAUGAUGUUUCAAAAAAAAGUUUCCAACAAAUGGCUAAUUGUGUUAUUGAAGAAUAUAACAAUUAUUGUCCAUUAGCUAAUACUUCAUACACUCCACAAUGUAUAAAUGGUGCUCAAACACAAGGAGAAAAUAUUGCUGAUAAUGGUGGUAUUCAUUCAGCUUUUAGAGCAUACAAAGCUUAUGUUGAUUUUAAUGGACCAGAUAAAAGACUUCCUGGAAAAUUUGCUUCUCAAUUUACACAAGAUCAACUUUUCUUCCUUGCAUAUGGACAAAUAUGGUGCCGUAAACCAGUUUCUGAACAAUCAACAUAUAGAUCACUUUUAACAGAUGUUCAUAGUCCUGAUGAAUAUAGAGUUUUAGGAACUGUAAGAAAUUUCCCAGCAUUUAGAAUUGCUUUUAAUUGUCCUUUAAAUUCAUCAGAAGCACCAAUUGAUCAUUGUAAUGUAUGGGUAACUGAUAUUUCAUCAAAUACAACAACUGGAAGUAUCUCACAAACAAAUAUUUUAUCUAAUAAUCAUAUAUAUGGAAGUGAUAAUCUUUCUAAAUAUGCCGCUUAUAAUAAAACUGCUGAAAUUUUUAAAUAUGCAUUAAAUACAUCAGCUGAUCCAUGUAAUGAUUUUUAUAAUUAUGCAUGUGGUUCUUAUAAAAAUCAACUAAGUUUUAAUGUUUAUAGAGAUAGAAAUUAUGAAAUUAUUUCAAAUGCUUAUAAUAAUAUAAAUAAAAAUCCAUCAAAUCAACCAGAUGCUGUUAAAAAAGCAUUAAAACAUUAUAAUACAUGUAUUAAUACAAGAAUUAAUAUGGCAAAUUAUUCUAAUGGUGUACAAAUUAAAAAGAAAUUUAAUAAAUUUGUUCAACAAACAGGUAUUGCAUUUGAUAUAAUGAAACAAACACCAAUGAAUUUUGAUAAAAUAAAUCUUGGUAAUGUAAUGGGUUAUCUUAGUUCUGUUGAAGGAAUUAAUACUUUUAUAACACCAAUGGUUGAUAGAAAUCCAAAUGCUAAUAAUUAUAAACUUAUGUUUGAUCAAAAUACUCUUGUUGAUGGUAAAUUAUAUUAUCUUGGAGAAACAUUUUCUAAAUAUACUGAAGAAUCACUUACAAAAACAGCUAUUUAUCUUUUUACAAAUUGGUUAAAUUUCAAUGGUAUUUCAGUAUCACAAGAUACUAUUACAAAUGUUGCUAAAAAAUGUGUUCAAUUUGAAUAUAUUUUAGCUAACAAUUAUAGUACAGAUGAAAUUACUAGAAGAAAUUUUAAUCGUUGGAAUAAUCCAUAUGAUGUCAGUAUAUUGAAUAAUAAAUUCCCAUUCCUUGAUUGGAACAAUUUUAUUAAUAAAUUAUUUACAUUUGCUAAUCAACCAACUCUUUCAUCAUAUGUUAAGAAUGUUUUAAUUAUGGAAACUAAUCAAUUAACUAAAUUUGGCAAUGCUUUAACAAGUGGUAAAUUUUCUAAUAAUGAUUUAAGUAAUUAUUUCUUAUAUCGUUUCUUAAUAAAUAAUCAAUUUAUUUUACCAAUUACAACAACUAAUAUGGUAAAACUUUUUGAACAUAGACAUAAUGGUCCAAUAUUAGGAAAAGAAAAUAAAGAAGAUAGAAGACGUCAAUUAGAAACAGCAUUUAUUAGUACAGAUAUUUCUAAUGCAUGUGCUAUGGAAAAUAUGUGGAAUGUUCAAUAUGCUAAUGCACGUGUUUUUGUUGAUACAAUAUAUCCAACAGAUCAAGAUAAAAAAGGAAUUAGAGAUUCUUUAAGACAAUAUAUUACAAAUAUUAAAACUGGUUUUCAAUCAAUGAUAGAUCAAUUAGAAUGGAUGGAUGAUAAUUCAAAAGCUGGAGCAUAUAAAAAAAUUUUAAAUCUUCAAGUUAAUUUAGCUUUUCCAGAUUUUAUAUUAAAUGAUAAUAGUUUAAACAAUUAUUAUCAAAAUUUGAUUCUUCCAGAUGAUUAUGUUGAUAUGUUAACAACUUUGACAGUAUUUAAUAAUUAUUUACAAUAUAAUUAUCUUAUACAAUCUUCUGUAGAUCGUACUGAUUUCUUAUCAGCUCCUGCUACAGUUAAUGCUUGGUAUCAACCAGAAUUAAAUUCAAUUUCAAUUCCAGCUGGUAUAUUACAACAACCAUAUUUUGAUGUCAAUAGACCAGCUUCUGUUAAUUAUGGAGCUAUGGGAAUGAUUGUAGGUCAUGAAUUAACUCAUGGUUUUGAUGAUCAAGGUGUUCAAUGGGAUGACCAAGGUUAUCUUAAUGGAUGGAUGAGUGUAAAUUCAACAGCUGGUUUCUUAAAUAUGGCACAAUGUGUUAUUAAUGAAUAUAAUAACUUUAAACCAGAUAUUCUUAAGAAUAGUUCACCAAAUCAUGUUAACGGAGCUAAUACACAAGGUGAAAAUAUUGCUGAUAAUGGAGGUAUUCAUGCAGGAUGGAGAGGAUAUAAAAAUCAUAUUGCAUUAAAUGGUCCAGAUCCACAACUUCCAGGAAAUCUAAUGUCACAAUAUACUCAUGAUCAAUUAUAUUUCCUUUCAUUUGCCCAAGGAUGGUGUCAAGCUCCACCAACUGCUGAUGCUUUGUUAAAACAAAUUUUAUCAGAUGUUCAUUCUCCAUCAGAAUAUAGAAUAUGGGGUACAAUUCAAAAUUUCCCAGCUUUUAGGACUGCUUUUAAUUGUCCAAUUGGAUCAGCAUAUGGUCCUGUAGACCAUUGCAAAGUAUGGGUUCCCAAAAAUUCAUAA
Molecule: messenger RNA, 7068 nt
Organism: Strongyloides ratti
Lineage: Eukaryota; Metazoa; Nematoda; Chromadorea; Rhabditida; Strongyloididae
Product: Phosphate-regulating neutral endopeptidase
Exons: 2
Coding region: 1-7068 (2355 amino acids)
Biological process (GO): protein processing
Cellular component (GO): plasma membrane
Molecular function (GO): metalloendopeptidase activity
Source: RefSeq, a predicted model, not a curated record